AUGGAGAAACAUUUAUUCAAACCAUACAGAGCAUUGGGCUACAUUACAUCAAAUGCACCAUUCAAGCUGCGAUCAGAGAACUUGAUCUACACCAUCAUGGUCUCAAUUGGCAACUCAUUCCAACUCAUUAGUUCAGAUAAGCUUAUACCAUACCUCACAUCGAAUGCACAGGAUGGAAAGAUCAAGACAAUGCAGUUCUAUGGCAAGGAACACUUCUUGACCAACCGCAAGAAUGAUAUCAUAAUUUGGAAAGGACAAAACAUCGAACAAACAUUCUCUAAACAUACAGCGGCAGUUACACAGUUGAUGGUGUUGGAUAAUAUAUUGCUGUCAUUGUCAAAGAAUAAUGAGCUACUGAUGUGGGACUUGAGGACUCGUCUGUUUUUGGACCAGCAGUUGCCGGUGCACUCGGCAGCACAGUUCACAAUCACAUCGAUCGUGCAUCCACAGGGCUACUUCAACAAGGUACUGCUGGGCUCACAGCAGGGCAAGAUGCAAUUGUGGAACUUGAAGACUUGCAAGCUCAUUUAUACAUUCAAUGGCUGGGGCGCCAGCGUCGUCUCGCUCGUCCAGUCGCCCGUCGUCAAUAUAGUGGCCGUGGGUCUGGUCGAUGGCCGCAUCAUCCUGCACGACCUCAAGCAAGACGCCACCGUCGCUACCUUCACUCAAAAGGGCAGCGUCACCUCGAUCUCGUUCCGCUCGGACGGAACGGCGCACAUGGCCACAGGCACCACCGUGGGCAAGAUCAACAUUUGGGACCUGGAGAAGAAGCGUUUGGUCGUGUCGAUUCGAGCACAUAAGGCAGCUGUCGGCUCGGCCGAGUACCUGCGCGACGAGCCCAUCCUCAUAUCAAACGGCGCAGACAAUGCGAUCAAGGUCUGGACGUUCCACAACACCCUGCUCAACGAGCCAACCGUUCUUCGCGAGCGCAGUGGUCACUCGACCCCACCCACAGGCGUCGACUUCUUCAACUGCGACCUGGACGACAUCCUCACGCUGUCGCCAACGUCCCUGCGACUGAUGAACUUGAACUUCAGCUUUUCCAAUCGAUAUCUGAGCCCGGGCAAGGAGCCCAUGGACCACCUGCAGUCGUUCGCGCUCAACCCUCGCCACAACCGAUUCUUUGACACGGCCGUCUCGUUCGUGGCCGAGUCGCGCACCGUCAAUACAUGGAACGUGGCGCACUUUACAAUUGGCAGCCACAAGCUGCAGCUCAGCACCAACAUCUCUGCCGUGACCAUGUCGUCUUGUGGUCACUUUGCCAUUGUUGGUUGCGUCGACGGCCAGCUGGUCAAGUUCAACGUGCAGAGUGGUGUCAAGCGUGGAUCCGCAUCCAAGAAUCACUCACAUGCCAAGGCCAUCACAUCGAUCUUUGUUGAUGCCACCAACCGCUUCGUCGUGUCAGCGUCGAUCGACUGCAGGAUAUCGCUUUGGAACCUGGCUGACAUGACCCUGCACAAGUCCAUCGUCCUGGACGAGCCCGCCACCACCCUUGUGCACCAUCCCGAGUCGAGCUUGUACGCUGCCGCCUGUGACGACUUUAUCGUGCGUGUCUUUGACGUGUCGCAGUGCGACCUGGAUACACCCGUCAGAACAUUCAACAUUGGCAAGCGCGUUGAGGACCUGUGCUUCAGCCACGACGGACGUUGGCUGAUUGUGGCUAGCGAUGACAAUGUAGUGCGAAUCUAUGAUAUCCCCGCCAACGUCAUGCUGGACUGGUUCCAAGUGCACAAGCCAAUCACUUCGCUCACAUUCUCUCCCAAGAGCGAGUACCUCAUCACCACACACGCCAACGAGUUGCCCAUAUUCCUGUGGACCAACCAAUCACACUUUGGCUCGGUGCUUCUGACCAAGCCCGAAGAGGUACCAUCGUUCCUGGAGCUGCCCUCACAUCACACCGAUCAGAUCAAGGACAGCUCAAACAAGGCCAACAGCAUAGAUGUAGCCAAUGCUGAGGAGGCCGAUCAGGAUCACGGCGUGCCCGACAUUGAGAAGGACGAUGUCGAUGUCGAUAUGAAUGUGGACGAGCAAGAGGAGGGACACACCAUCGUCCAUCAUCCACAGAUUGGCAACUCAAUCACCAUGUCCCAGACCACCAAGUCCAAGUGGCAGACACUGCUCAAUCUCGAUGUAAUCAAACAGCGUAACAAGCCACUUCAGGCACAGUCAAAGCCAGAGUUGGCACCAUUCUUCCUCACAACACUGCCUGGUCUGGAACCAAAGUUUGCGACACCACAGGAGGAGGCAGCUGCCAAGGCCUCAACCACUGAACAGGUCAUCAAACUAGAGCAAUCAGAUGAGAAUAUGGAGGAUGAUGAGGCAACUGCUGGAUGGGGAGACUGGGCCACUCCAGAGAACAACGAAGAUGAAGACGAGCCCACCGACGACAAGGUAGUUGUAAAGAAGCAGAAGCAUUCCCGUGGUUUCUCCAAGAGCUUUGCCAACGAUGCCAGGACCAAACUGUCACUGGCCCUCGAGAAGAGUGCCAGGACUCAGAACUAUACCAAGUUAACAGAGACAUUGAUAAAUAUGACACCAUCGGCGAUUGAUUAUGAGAUUAGAUCAUUGUCAUCAGUUGAUAAUGAUGGUGCCGACCUGCGCAACUUGAUCGACUUCCUCUGCUACGAGUUGAGGACCAAUGAUAACUUUGACAUGAUGCAGACUCUGGUCAAUGUCUUUGUUCAAGUGCAUGGCGAUGUACUUUUCAGCGGCAAUCAAUCAUUUGCACAGGAUCUGGCACAACUUCAACACGCACAACAGAUUGGUUGGAAUAGGAUACAAAAGAUAUUCCAUGCCAACAUAUUAUAUCCAGGUGCACAUUGUGGACUGAAUAUGGAUGUAUUAGCUAUUGAUGUUACAGAAUUCUGA
Acytostelium subglobosum LB1 is the source of this 2868-nucleotide messenger RNA. RefSeq lists its product as hypothetical. Lineage: Eukaryota; Evosea; Eumycetozoa; Acytosteliales; Acytosteliaceae. The record is from RefSeq and is a predicted model, not a curated record. Gene Ontology annotation, biological process: rRNA processing. The transcript is spliced from 5 exons. Gene Ontology annotation, molecular function: protein binding. Gene Ontology annotation, cellular component: Pwp2p-containing subcomplex of 90S preribosome; small-subunit processome. The coding region runs from base 1 to 2868 and encodes 955 amino acids.